UUUUCACUUCACAGCCAAACUUUCGAGCUUCAAGUCCUUUGACCUUCGGUCGUCCAUUCGUUGUUACCAACUAAUACUAUCAUUAAUAAUACACACUCGCCAACUCUCUCCCACCACCUCCACCACCACCAACCAACACUUCCAACUUCACCGUUUCAAGUUCUAAUACCCAACAAUCAACAUGCGUUACUCCCUCGCCAUCGCUGCCUUCGCCGGCCUUGCCGCUGCCGUUCCCCAAUACGGCGCAUACCCCGCCGCCCCGGCCAGCACCCCCGCUGCCCCGGCCUACCCAGCUUACCCUGCUGAGCCCAGCAAGCCCGCCUACCCUGAGGUCCCUGCUGAGAGCUCCAAGGCUCCUGAGUACCCAGCCUACCCCGCUGAGACUCCCUCCGCCCCUGCUCCUGAGUACCCCGCCUCCAAGAUCCCCGAGGUUCCCGAGCACGAGUCCUCCGCUAUGCCUACUCCUUCGGCCUCCAAGCCUGUUGAGUACCCCAUGGAGACUCCUUCCAAGCCCGCUGAGUACCCCGUCGAGUCCACCAAGACUCCCGAGGUUCCCGAGCACGCCACCUCUGAGGUUCCCUCUUACCCUGCCUCCUCCAAGACCCCUGAGGUCCCCGAGGCCGAGACCACCUCUUGCCUCAGCUCCACCACUAUCACCGUCACCGUCCCCUACCCCACCGGUACUCCCGUCGUUCCUGGUGCUGGCAAGCCCUCCGGCUACCCCAUGGUUCCCGGUGCUGGCAAGCCUUCCGGCUCUGCUCCUUACCCAUCUGCCCCUGCCGGCGGUGCUCCCUACCCCUCUGUCCCCGCUGGCACUGGUGCUCCCCCUGCUGCCGGCACUGGCUACCCCACCAAGACCGGUGGCUACGUCAAGCCCUCCACCCCUGCUGAGUUCACUGGUGCUGCCUCUGCUCUCAACGUCGGUGGCUUCGUUGCCGGUGUUGGUGCUUUCGCUGCUUUCUUCUUGUAAAUGUCAUAACUUUCAAUUGAGCUUGUCUACGGGCAGGCUAUGACUUUACACGAUACAUUGCACUGAGGAUUGGUCUUCACUUCAGAGUAGAUAUCCUUGGUGUCGGAAAGGGUAAUUGUAAUUAGUCCGGGGAUGGUGUGGUUGAAUAAGAACUUGGAAAAUACUUUUUGGUGCCUUCGUUGAUCGUGAUGCUUUCAGUGCUGUGAAGUCGAAUAUCAAUACACGGUGCUAUAUUGGCCUUUGCUCUCCAUGAUCUUAGGAUACGUACUGCCUGUCCUGAGACAGGGCUCGUGAUUCGGCAACCUCGGCCGAUGCUGAAUCAACUUGGUUUCUGUAGUUAUCCGACUGUAGUCAACACCCGUUGUAGUACUUACACAUUCGCCUGCUUGCAAUCGAGCUUUUGGCUACCAAAGUGGCGCAGGUCUGUACACACGGCACCGUGGUCGCAAACAAUCACACAACAUAACU
Messenger RNA from Alternaria rosae, 1438 nucleotides. RefSeq lists its product as uncharacterized. Bases 182 to 970 code for a protein of 262 amino acids. Lineage: Eukaryota; Fungi; Ascomycota; Dothideomycetes; Pleosporales; Pleosporaceae. The transcript has a single exon. The record is from RefSeq and is a predicted model, not a curated record.